AUGGGCGUCCGCGGCGGUUUCUGGAAGGCCCUGCAGCCGUACGCGCGGCAGGAAGGCAGCGGGUAUCUCCGCGGCCGCCGCGUCGCCGUCGACCUCUCGUCGUGGAUCGUCUCCGCCAUGAGCACCAAGUCGCCCACCCGCCGCAACAUCUUCUUCCGCACGCUGUCGCUCUUCUCCAAGAUGGGGGCGUUCCCGGUGUUCGUCUUGGACGGCAUGCCGUCGCCUCUCAAGGCCAGGGCCACGAGUGACCCCUUCACGCGAUGCGUCCACGAAUGUGUGCAACUGCUUGGGCAUCUGGGAAUGCCCAUACUCCGGGCAAAGGGCGAGGCCGAAGCACUCUGCGCUCAGUUGAAUCGUGAGGGUAAGGUGGACGCCUGCAUUACCUCUGACAGCGACGCCUUCCUCUGUGGAGCCCAUACUGUCAUCAAAGUGUUUCGCUCCAAUGCAAAGGAACCUUUCGAGUGCUACAACAUGGCACACAUCCAGGAUGGCAUUGGGUUGACUAGGACACGAAUGAUCGCCAUGGCGCUUCUUAUCGGCAAUGACUAUGAUCUGCAGGGGGUGCCUGGUGUGGGUCUUGAGACCGCUCUUGACUUUGUGCAAUUGUUUCAUCAAGACAACAUCUUGGAUGAGUGA
This is a messenger RNA of Hordeum vulgare subsp. vulgare (domesticated barley), 636 nucleotides long. RefSeq names its product flap endonuclease GEN-like 1. Gene Ontology annotation, biological process: pollen development. The record is from RefSeq and is a predicted model, not a curated record. Lineage: Eukaryota; Viridiplantae; Streptophyta; Magnoliopsida; Poales; Poaceae. Gene Ontology annotation, molecular function: 5'-flap endonuclease activity. The transcript is spliced from 2 exons. Bases 1 to 636 code for a protein of 211 amino acids.